Molecule: messenger RNA, 2733 nt
Organism: Entamoeba dispar SAW760
Lineage: Eukaryota; Evosea; Mastigamoebida; Endamoebidae
Product: coatomer beta subunit, putative
Exons: 2
Coding region: 1-2733 (910 amino acids)
Biological process (GO): intracellular protein transport; intra-Golgi vesicle-mediated transport; endoplasmic reticulum to Golgi vesicle-mediated transport
Cellular component (GO): COPI vesicle coat; cytoplasm
Molecular function (GO): structural molecule activity
Source: RefSeq, a predicted model, not a curated record
AUGGAUGGAAAUUGUACCUUAUUGUUAAACAACCCUUAUCGAGAUUUUCGGGUUGAGGAUGUUAGUAAAUCACUUUCACAACCAGAUGCUAAAUCAAAAAUUACAGCACUAACAAAAAUUAUUACAGCUGAAUUAAAUGGGGAUCAUCAUCCAGAAUUACUAAUGGAGGUAAUUCGAAAUGCAAUGCCAUGUACUGAACAUCAAAUUAAACGAUUGGUAUUAAUUUAUUUAGAAUCUAUUGAUAAAAUGGAUAAAGGAGAAUUAAGACCAGAACUUAUUUUAGCUAUUAAUGGUUUAUUACAAGAUUUAAAUCAUCCAAAUGAAUAUAUUCGAGGAAUUACUUUAAAAUUCCUUUGUCAUGUAUCAGAAAGAGAAAUUAUUCAGCCACUUGUUAAUGCUAUUUUAGAAAAUAUGACACAUAAACAUAUUUAUGUAAGAAAAGCUACUGCUAAUACUAUUGGUCAUAUUUAUCAAAUUGAUCCUUCAUUAGUUGAACACGCAGGGGAUAUUUUGAGAAAAGCAUUAAAAGAAGAAAAAGAUUCAAUGACUCGUGUUGUUAUAUUUUCAGUUAUUACACGUUAUUUACCAGAACAUGCUAUUAAAUUUUUAAUUUCUAUUUCACAACAAAUUACUACAUUUUCUGAACCAUUUAUAAUGGUUGUUCUUAAAUUUAUUCGUUUAAUUUAUAAAUCAACACCUCAAUUUAAAAGUAAAUAUAUUGAGAUUUUAGGAUGUCUUAUUUCAUCAAAUUCAUUAAUGGUUAAAUUAGAAGUUGCAUCAAUAUUUCCUUUGAUUACAGGUAAUGCUCAUGUUGUUACUCAAAGUAUACAAACACUAGUUGAUGUUGUUUGUUCUUCAUCUGAUGUUAAUGUAAAAAUAACAAGUAUUCAAAGAAUUAAAAUGAUUUGUUCAAGAUAUCCAAAAGUUAUCAAAGGAAGUUGUAUUUCAUCAUUAUUAAGAAUGCUUUCAAUUCCUUCUAUAAGAAAAGAUGUUCUUCAACUUGUAAUGUCAUCACUAGCACCACGAAAUGCUGGUGAAAUAGUCACCGCUCUUAGAAAAGAAAUAGGAAAAGAUGAUAAUGAAUUUGUUGUUGAAGUAUUAAUUGCACUUCGUAAAUGUAAGGAAAUUAAUGAAGGAGUUGAAAUUGAUGAUGUUAUGUUUGAAGCAUUAACUACACCAGAAUUAGCUAAAGAAGCUAUUGAAUAUAUUGAAUAUCGUCUUCAAGGAGAACAAAGAGAAAAUACAGUUGAAAGACUUAUCGAUUUCAUUGAAGAGGUUAGUGAUAAUAAAACAUUAAGAAAUGUUAUUUGGAUGAUAUGUGAGUAUUGUAAUCAUUAUGAUGAAGUUAUCAAUAUGUUCAAGAGAUUGAUUGUUGAAUUACCAAACAAAGAAGAAACAUUUAUAGAAAAAGACAUUGAAGAGAAAGAAAUAGAAGAAGAAAAGAAAGAUAAUGGAAUUAUUGAAAGUAAGACUGUUGUAUUACCUGAUGGUACAUAUGGAAGUGUUAUAGAAACAUAUGACAAACAAACUGAAAAGAAUAAAUUCUUCCAAAAAGUUGGAUUAAGAACAAUGAUUGAACAAAUGGAUUCAUUAGUUAUUUCCAGUUUGGCUAUUGGUAUUGCUAAGAUUUGUAGUAAAGUUAUAGGCAAAGAGGGAAAUUGUAUUAGAGCAAAAGGAAUUCAAAUAUUACUUGAGAUCAUUAAAAUAGAAAAAAAGAAUGAAAGUCACAAUAAAAUGAAUCAAGAUUGUAAAGAAAUUAUUCAAAAUGUUAUUUUCAUUAUUAGUGGAAAGAAAACAGAAUAUGACGAACAAAUGAAACAAAUCGAAGAAAUGGAAAAAGGUAUUCGAAAAGAAAUUGAAGAAGGAGCUAAAAGAAAAGAACAUAAAGACAUUCAUCAAUUUGAUGAAAAAAUUCAUUAUGAAAUUUUCAAUACUACUGAUGAAGAAGAAAAUGAAGAAAAAGAAAGUAGAAUUGAACAAAUUAAAGGAGAAAGAAAAUUAGAGCGUUUAAAUAAUAUUGUUCAAUUAACAGGAUAUUCUGAUCCAUUUUAUAUUGAGGCUAUUGUUACUGUUACUCAUUUUGAUAUUACAUUAGAUUGUCUUAUUAUGAAUCAAACACCAAGUACAUUACAAAAUAUUACUAUUGAACUCAUUCCACAUGGAGGAAUGACUGUAAAAACUAAACCAUCACCAGUCACUCUUGGUCCUGGUGAUUUUGUCCGUGUUAGUUUAGGAGUUAAAGUUGAUGCUACUACUGUUGGAGUGAUUAGUGGUUAUGUUAAUUAUGAUAUUGCUGAUAAGGGUGUUACAUAUAAUGCAUUGGAUGCUAAUUUAAUAUUAAAUGAAUUAAGAAUUGAAUACUUGGAUCAAAUGAGACCAUGUGAUGUAGAUAUUGAGGUAUAUCAAAAGAAAUGGAUGGAAUAUGAAUGGGAAAAUAAAAUUCCUGUUGAUACUGAAUGUACUGAUUUAAAAGAAUAUGCAGAUUUAUUAUGUUCUAUUGCCAAAUUACAAUGCAUCACACCAGCAGUAAUGUUUUGUGAUAGUAUUGGAUUUUUAUCUGCCAACUUCUACUCUAAGAACUUGUUUGAUGAAGAUGCAUUAAUAAACUUAUCUGCAGAAAAAAUAGGAAAUAAAAUCAGUGGAUGGGUUAGAAUCAGAAGUAAAACCCAGUCAUUAGCAAUCAAUUUAGGAGAUCGUAUUGUUGCUAACCAAAAAAGAGUAAAUCCAAAAUAA